CCCGAAACCAUGAUACAUUGAUAAUGACCUUCGACGACAACUUUUUAACUACACCACCCUUUUCUUCUUCCUCACCUUCUGCCACUCUCUCUCUCUCUCUCUGAAAUUGAUCUGCGAGACUGCGAAUGGAGCUCUUCUACUUCUUGGUGUUCGGUGCUCUAACGGCAGUAGUGGCAGCGUUGGAGCUGAGCAAAACUGGCAAAGAUCGCAUGAACACUUCCUCUGCGUUCAAUGCAUUCAAAAACAAUUACAUCCUCGUUUACUCUCUCAUGAUGGCUGGGGAUUGGUUGCAGGGUCCAUAUGUUUACUACCUUUACAGUCAGUAUGGGUUUGGAAAGGGAGACAUUGGGCAACUCUUCAUUGCUGGGUUUGGAUCCUCUAUGUUGUUUGGGACAAUUGUUGGAUCUUUAGCUGAUAAACAGGGUAGGAAGAGGGCAUGUGUUACUUACUGCAUAGCUUAUAUUCUAAGCUGCAUCACUAAACAUUCUCCUGAGUACAAAGUUUUAAUGUUGGGACGCAUAUUGGGCGGCAUCGCCACUUCUCUUCUAUUUUCAGCUUUUGAAUCUUGGCUUGUUGCAGAACACAAUAAGAGGGGUUUUGAGCAACAAUGGCUUUCAAUUACAUUUUCUAAGGCAAUAUUUCUUGGCAAUGGUCUGGUCGCCAUUGUAUCUGGGUUGUUUGGAAAUCUUUUAGUGGAUACAUUGGGAUUUGGCCCUGUUUCUCCAUUUGACGCCGCUGCAUGCUUUCUGGCGAUUGGCAUGGCAAUUAUAAUGUCAUCAUGGAGUGAAAACUAUGGAGACCCUUCAGAAAACAAGGACUUGCUUGCCCAGUUCAAGGCUGCUGCUGUGGCCAUUGCUUCUGAUGAGAAAAUCGCAUUACUGGGUGCUAUACAAUCCCUGUUUGAAGGCUCAAUGUACACCUUUGUGUUCCUUUGGACUCCGGCUCUGAGCCCAAAUGAAGAGGAGAUUCCACACGGUUUCAUUUUUGCAACAUUCAUGUUGGCUUCAAUGUUGGGAAGCUCCAUUGCAUCUCGACUGUUGGCUCGUUCAUCUCCCAAAGUUGAGAGCUACAUGCAGAUUGUUUUUGUAAUCUCAUCAGCAUCCCUUCUGCUUCCCAUUUUAACCAAUUUCUUGACAGCACCUUCCAAAGUGAAACGUGGAAGUAUCUCGUUUUCUGGAUGUAUUCUGGUUGCUGGCUUCUGUGCAUUUGAGGCCUGUGUGGGGAUAUUCUGGCCAUCAAUGAUGAAGAUGAGGUCCCAAUACAUUCCUGAGGAGGCAAGAAGCACCAUAAUGAACUUCUUUCGCAUUCCUCUGAACAUCUUUGUGUGUGUUGUGCUGUACAAUGUCGAUGCAUUUCCCAUGACGGUCAUGUUCGGCAUGUGCUCAAUUUUUCUCUUUGUGGCUGCUGUACUGCAGUGGCGGCUCAUGAUGAUUGCAGAAAGCCAAAAGCCAAAACCACAAGACUGGACGGCACUGGAGAGGUCCACAGAGGCAGAGCCAUUACAUAUCUGAUUUAUUUGAAGAAUAAACUCUGGAAGUUUUGAAGAUUAAAGCCAGCUACAUUGUCUUAUUUGGAAUUGGUGGAUGUGCAUUCCGAUUGAUGUUUGCUAUCCAAUAAAUAAGGAAAUGGAGAAUGUGGAUUGAGUCUUGAUAAGAAUGCAUAAAGAUUUUUGACAUAAAGAAAUGAAAAGGUAAAAGAAUGGUAUAGUCAGUACUCUUAGAUCAUUACUUCUGCAGUUAGUGUAUAUUGGUGCUGCAUAAUCUCGGGUGUUUCAGGAUUCAAGGCAUUUGCCCUAGUAUAUAUAGUGAUGAUUUCUCGGUCA
This is a messenger RNA of Juglans regia (Persian walnut), 1822 nucleotides long. Its product is annotated as molybdate-anion transporter-like. The record is from RefSeq and is a predicted model, not a curated record. NCBI's taxonomy places the organism in Eukaryota, Viridiplantae, Streptophyta, Magnoliopsida, Fagales, Juglandaceae. The coding region runs from base 126 to 1511 and encodes 461 amino acids. Gene Ontology annotation, biological process: molybdate ion transport. Gene Ontology annotation, cellular component: membrane. The transcript has 8 exons. Gene Ontology annotation, molecular function: molybdate ion transmembrane transporter activity.